Molecule: messenger RNA, 693 nt
Organism: Ichthyophthirius multifiliis
Lineage: Eukaryota; Ciliophora; Oligohymenophorea; Hymenostomatida
Product: NLI interacting factor-like phosphatase family protein, putative
Exons: 4
Molecular function (GO): phosphoprotein phosphatase activity
Source: RefSeq, a predicted model, not a curated record
AUGAUAACCGAAUUCAGAAAAUACCUAUCUUUAAUUUAUAGAGGUUUAAUUUAUUCUACUAAAUGUUUGAGGGGACCUUCUGAUUAAUAUAUUUAAACUAAAUAAGUUGAAUUAUAAUAGCCUAAAAAACAAACAGGAAAUACUUUAUUUUUAGAUUUAGAUGAAACAUUAAUCCACAGUUGUUCAUUAAACGAAAAUCCAGAUGUAAUUUUAAAAGUUGGAGAAAUAAAUGAACCGUAAUUUCAUAUCGGAUUUCGAAUAAGACCAUAUUGUAUGGACUUUUUAAAAGCAUUAGUAGAAUAUUGGGAUAUAUAUAUAUUUACAGCAUCAUCUUCAACAUAUUCAAACGCAAUAAUAAAUUAUUUAGACCCUGAAAGAAAAUAUAUAAAUGGUAUAUUAAAUAGAUCGAAUUGUAUGGAAACAAAAAAUGGUUUUUUUAUAAAAGAUUUAAGAAUUGCAAAAGGAAAAGAUCUACGUAAAAUAAUUUUGGUUGAUAAUUUAUCACAUUCCUUUGGAUUUUAAAUAGAUAAUGGAAUACCUAUAUUAGAAUGGCAUCAUAAUAAAUACGACGAAGAAUUAAAACAUUUAACAGGAUAUUUAAUUGAGGCUUCUUAAGUUGAAGAUAUAAGAGUUUUUAAUAGAUAAAAAUUAAAAUUAUAAGAACUUAUCAAAAACAAUAUAAAUGAUUUAUGA